AUGAGAACGCCCAACUCAAGCCCGAGGGAUGCAACUUCAGCGCUUCCCUCUCCACCACCUUCAUCACCGAACGUAUCUCGCCAUAUGGCGCCCUCUCGCCGCGAACACAUGUCCGACGGUCCAUCCCUGGAAGAAGAAGAUGAGCUUGGUGUCGCGAUCGAGGUUGAGGACGGUGCCGAGGAUACUAUACCUUUGCUCUACGAGGACUCGGAGACUGUGCGAGCUCGUCGCAUCGUCGAAAGCUACAACUUCCACCGAGAACAACACAUGCAAGAUUGCGAUCGCAGGGCCUUACUCAACAGACUCUCGUCCCGGGGUAUGCAAGUGCCCUUGUUCAGGGAGUUCGUCGACAAAUGGGUAGCACGUACAUACCCGGCUAUCGAGAUGGACGCGCUGGAACACUCGAACGUGAACUGUGACAUUGCACGCCUUCUUCUGUGGCAGGGCUCGCGCCCGCGAUUUGACAAUGCCGGGCCAGAGGAUUGGAAUACCCAUGAUCAGUUUGUGGAGUGCUUGAAGAACGAGGUACAUGCGGCCACAGAUGGCUCUAUGGAUGAGGCAAAGUUGAAGGAUCUCGAAGAAACGGCGACCGCGAUCAUGGACCAGGAGUUCUGUGUUACGGGGGUGAAGCCGCAUCAGGGAGGUUUCGACGUUCAAAGUAUCGUCAAGCCCGUGCCCGGAGAGAGGAAUGGCGAGUGCGUCCGUCUCUGGUGGGACUUCUGGGGUGAGAUCCGUCGAGAGGUCCAGCUCGACUUCGUGGUCAUGAAAGACCAGCAGGCCGUACCAAUCGAGACGCCGGAGGGAUGGCAGAUCUGGAGGGUGGAAGACAGGAUGAGGCCAUGGCACCUGACGGGAGGCCAUGAACCGCUUGCAUCUCUCGAGCGACAAAUGGGGCAUGUCCAAGUCGAACCCGGGGAAGAGAAGUGGCUCUUACAGCAAGGGGACCACAUCAUGAUCGUGCGACCCGGCAAUCAGAAACCCAUCUAUCUUGAUGUCCCCGAGACUGUCUGGCCGGACGAGCGAUACGGGGAGGAAACCAAAGUCGAGGUGCUGCACUUCGAUUAG
Messenger RNA from Peniophora sp. CBMAI 1063, 1065 nucleotides. The record is from the annotation of a GenBank genome assembly. NCBI's taxonomy places the organism in Eukaryota, Fungi, Basidiomycota, Agaricomycetes, Russulales, Peniophoraceae.